Molecule: messenger RNA, 1145 nt
Organism: Condylura cristata (star-nosed mole)
Lineage: Eukaryota; Metazoa; Chordata; Mammalia; Eulipotyphla; Talpidae
Gene: POP4
Product: processing of precursor 4, ribonuclease P/MRP subunit (S. cerevisiae)
Exons: 7
Coding region: 213-875 (220 amino acids)
Biological process (GO): tRNA 5'-leader removal; rRNA processing
Cellular component (GO): ribonuclease MRP complex; ribonuclease P complex
Molecular function (GO): ribonuclease P RNA binding
Source: RefSeq, a predicted model, not a curated record
ACACUCCCUGCGCCCGCGACUCGGGCAGUUCGUUGGAGUGUGCCCGUCUGUCGCCUUCGCGCACCGUGCGGCCUCGCGCACUGGGAACCUCUCCUCUGCAAACUCUGAGAGCCUCGCUGGUGGUCCGGCGUUACUGACAGAAGUGAAGGGAGGGGAAGCUCGCGGGACACCUGAAGGAGACGUCAUCAGAGGGCACCGGAAGCGGCGCAAGAAUGAAAAAUGUGGUCUACCAUGCCUUAUCCCAGCAAGAGACACAGGAGUUCGAUGUUAAGCACCCAGGAACCCAGCGGGCUGAAGCCUUCGUGAAGGCCUUCCUGAAGCGCAGCUUGCCCCACAUGAGCGAGCAAGCCCGUGAGGACCAGCUGCAACGCAAGGCUGUCGUCCUGGAGUACUUCACACGCCGGAAGCGAAAGGAGAAGAGAAAGAAAGCCAAAGGCCUCUCCGCCAGGCAGAGACGCGAGCUGCGGCUCUUUGAAAUUAAACCAGAGCAGCAGAGAUACAGUCUUUUUCUCCCUCUGCAUGAACUUUGGAAGCAGUACAUCCGGGACCUGUGCAAUGGCCUCAAGCCAGACACGCAGCCGCAGAUGAUUCAGUCCAAGCUUCUGAAGGCCGACCUUCACGGCGCCAUGGUUUCAGUCACAAAAUCCAAGUGCCCCUCCUAUGUGGGAGUCACGGGAAUCCUCCUCCAGGAAACAAAGCAUGUUUUCAAGAUUAUCACCAAAGAAGACCGGCUAAAAGUUAUCCCCAAACUAAACUGUGUGUUCACCGUGGAAAUCGAGGGCUUCACUUCCUACAUUUACGGGAGCAAAUUCCAGCUCCGGUCCAGUGAGCGGUCUGCGAAGAAGUUCAAAGCAAAGGGAACCAUUGAUCUGUGAGCUCCUGCCAACCGUCCGGGGGCCCAGACACCCACCCUUCAGCAAGGGGCGAGCAGCCGGGACAUGCAGUCACCGGGAAGUCAGUGCUGAGCCCGGGGGUCCGGGCAGCCGGGUCUGUGGUGGCUUCUGUGUUCCUCGCACGGCGCAAACAGCAGGGACUGUCAGGUUCUCAGUUCUGCGCGGUACUUUCUGUUUCUGAAUGUCCUGUGACGAAGCCCUUGUUCACGUCAUAAUGAAAUACACGUGUCGAAAUAAACACCUCUGCGGGAA